Polypterus senegalus (gray bichir) is the source of this 1865-nucleotide messenger RNA. RefSeq names its product dehydrogenase/reductase (SDR family) member 7 (gene dhrs7). The transcript is spliced from 8 exons. The record is from RefSeq and is a predicted model, not a curated record. Bases 77 to 1081 code for a protein of 334 amino acids. Gene Ontology annotation, molecular function: oxidoreductase activity. NCBI's taxonomy places the organism in Eukaryota, Metazoa, Chordata, Cladistia, Polypteriformes, Polypteridae.
GCGCGCCUGCUCACACUUGGGUGAAGCUCGUUUGGAUUCGUUGGCUGUAGCAGGCUUCGUAAGCAGGAGUGUCUCCAUGGAUGUAGACUUGCUUUCUCUUGUAUCCUUCCUUUUGUUGUUUAGUUUCAUCUUUCAGUUGUUGAGGUUCUGUAGGGCAGAUGCAGAUUUUACUAUACUGUGGGCAGAACUUCUUGGGAAAACUCCAGAGAAGGAGCUACGGGGAAAAGUGGUGUGGAUAACGGGUGCAUCCGGAGGUAUUGGCGAGGAGCUAGCAUGCCAGCUGGCCAAGGUUAGAGCACUGUUAAUACUGUCAGCAAGAAGAGAACAUGAACUAUACAGAGUGAAGCAAAAAUGCCUAGAGCAAGGAGGCAUACCAGCAAAGGAUAUUCUAGUUCUUCCGCUUGAUUUGAUGGACAGAGAUUCCCAUGAAGAAAAAGUGAAAUGUGCCAUCCAGCAUUUUGGAAAUAUUCAUAUCUUGAUUAACAAUGCAGGCCGCUCCCAGCGCUCCUUAUGUGUGGAUACAAGUCUAGAUGUUUACAAGGCUAUUAUGGAGCUGAAUUUCUUGGGUACAAUCUCCUUAACAAAACACAUUCUGCCACAUUUUUUGGAAAUGAAGAAGGGCCUUAUUGUUACCAUUAAUAGUGUAUCAGGAAUGGCAGGAGUUCCAUUAUCUAGUGGCUACUCUGCUAGCAAGCAUGCACUGCAGGGGUUUUUCAAUUCCCUGAGGACAGAGCUCGCUGAUACUCCAAACAUAAUCAUUAGUAAUGUGUUACCUGGUCCUGUUCAGUCUGACAUAGUUAAAAAUGCUUUUACUGAAGAAUUAGGAAAGAGGGUGCCAGUUAUGACUGAUCAGUCACACAAGAUGUCCACUCAGCGCUGUAUUCAUCUUAUUCUGGUGGCAAUGGCCAACAAUUUGGAGGAGGUGUGGAUAGCAGACCAGCCUUUUUUAGCCGUUCAGUACCUCUGGCAGUAUGCUCCCACUUGGGCAUGGUGGAUCACAAGUAAACUGGGAAAGCGCAGGGUUGAAAACUUCAAACGUGGGCUGGAUGCUGAUGCUGCUUAUUUUACAAAGGCAAAAUAGAAGACCUGUAAAUCCAAACUCCAAAUGUAUUUUCUACUCAACUAAUUCCUUGUUCAUUUUUCAUAUUCUGGAAAAUACUGGGUGAAUUUUGAGAUGCUGUUUCAUGGUUAUUAAACAGUUUUAUUAUUUCAUAAAGCUUAGCUUUAAUGGAAAAAAAUUAGUGUAUUUCCUUCAAAUAUAUUCAGUUCAGUGCACAUUGAAAAAGGUGCCUUUUAAAUGGAGAUCAUGAAGUGUAACAGUGUUUUCCAUUUUGUUGUAACAGGAGAUUGAAGCGUAGUCUCAGGGACCGCACAAGUACAUUAACCUUACAGGUCACAGUCUGCAUGGUCUAAUUGAGCUGUCGGCAUACUCUGCACUAUAAUGCUUGAUGUUCUUUGAAAGUGCACUUUCUAUGUGUUGGUAAUACAAUUUGAGGACAUUUUAGGGGUGUCAAAAGUCAAAUAACAGAGAGAAAAUAAUGCAAUGAUUUUUUUUAUAUCAUACAGAUAAACAAUAAUCAAAGUUAGGCACUAAUAUAGCCAAAACAAAAAUGUUUAGUUCACUGGUUACACUUGCUCUUUAGUGCAGACCCUAACCCUAACCUUUACAGUUUCCUUGAAACUGGGCUGCCCUUCUGUUUCAUAAGAAAGAUAUAGUUGCAGGAAAAAGUAAUUAAACUACUGGAAUUCCCAGGAUUUCUGCAUUGAUUAGCAAUAAAAUGUGGUCUGAUGUCAUCCCAAGUCAAAACUCAAGUGUGGGUUGCACAGGUGCCUUGUCUUUGAAAUAAAAGGUUGCUGUAAAGUCA